Molecule: messenger RNA, 1664 nt
Organism: Aethina tumida (small hive beetle)
Lineage: Eukaryota; Metazoa; Arthropoda; Insecta; Coleoptera; Nitidulidae
Gene: RnrS
Product: ribonucleoside-diphosphate reductase subunit M2
Exons: 2
Coding region: 241-1341 (366 amino acids)
Biological process (GO): deoxyribonucleotide biosynthetic process
Cellular component (GO): cytosol
Molecular function (GO): ribonucleoside-diphosphate reductase activity, thioredoxin disulfide as acceptor
Source: RefSeq, a predicted model, not a curated record
GUUAUAUGCACCAAUAUUUUUAUGUGCGAUUUUACGUGAUAUAACAGCAUCACUGAAUGAUACUUCCGACAACAAAUAUUUACUAAAUUAGUAAUGUGAAACAUGUUAAUUAAAUGUUUUCGAUGUAGGGGGCGAUAAGCUUUCGCGCCAAUACCACUGCGCUAUAAAUAUAACGGACGUUUUGGCGCCUAUUUUAUUUGAUGCGUUGAAUCUGCGGCGUACUUAACAUAUUUACAAAUCAUGCCUUCUUACGACAAAGAAAACCUUCUGAAAUCACCAUCGAAAAGGGAUGUUUUAAAGGUAAAUAACUUCCAAAAUGCCUCCCCUAAAAAGACAGAAAAGAUCCAGGACAAAGGUGCAUCCAUGCCUUUUGAUCCCGAACUGGAACCGUUGCUUAGAGAGAACCCACGUCGAUUUGUUAUUUUCCCCAUUCAAUACCCAGAUAUUUGGGCCAAAUACAAGGAAGCAGAAGCCUCAUUUUGGACAACAGAAGAAGUGGACUUGUCCAAGGAUCUGGAUCAUUGGGUCAAGCUAACAGACAAUGAAAGGCACUUCAUCUCCCACGUCCUUGCUUUCUUUGCCGCCUCUGAUGGUAUUGUGAACGAGAACUUAGUGGAACGGUUCAGCCAAGAAGUGCAGGUCACUGAAGCUAGGUGCUUUUAUGGAUUUCAAAUUGCCAUUGAGAAUAUCCACUCUGAAAUGUACAGCAUGCUAAUUGAAACUUACAUCAGUGAUCCGGAUCAAAAAGAAUUUCUUUUCAAUGCCAUUGAAACAUUACCUUGUGUUAAAAAGAAGGCUGAAUGGGCAUUGAACUGGAUCAGCAGCAAGAAUGCCAGUUUUGGUGAGAGAAUUGUAGCUUUUGCUGCUGUUGAGGGCAUUUUCUUUUCUGGCAGUUUUGCAGCAAUUUUCUGGCUCAAAAAGAGGGGUCUUAUGCCUGGCUUAACCUUUUCAAAUGAGUUAAUUUCAAGGGAUGAAGGUCUACACUGUGAUUUUGCUUGUUUAAUGUUCUCCUACCUUGUACAAAAACCUUCAAAGGAAAGAGUGACAAGUAUAAUUCGCGAUGCUGUAAUCAUUGAACAAGAAUUCCUCACUGAUGCUUUACCAGUGAGUUUAAUUGGCAUGAAUUGUAAAUUAAUGUGUCAAUAUAUUGAGUUUGUGGCUGAUAGAUUAUUGACAGAAUUGGGGUGUGAGAAGAUUUAUAAUGUUGUAAAUCCUUUUGAUUUCAUGACAAUAAUCUCUACAGAUGGAAAAACAAACUUCUUUGAAAAGAAAGUUGGAGAAUAUCAAAAAGUUGGAGUGAUUGACAAUGACACAGUAUUUUCUACAGAUGCUGAUUUUUAAAUCUCACAAAGAAUUCAAAGAUUCAAAUAAAACCAAAAAAGUUUUUACUUCAAAUGUUAAAAUCAUUCUUAUAAUUACUUUUUAAUUAAACAUUUACUUUUUUAUUAAUUAAUUUAAUUUAAAUUUUAAUAUUUGAAGUAAAAUUGUUCCUGUUAAGAAUAAUUCAAUAAUUUUACAAUUUAUUAAUUUUUUUAAGGUAGAUAUUUACUCAUCGAAUUUUAUUUAUAUAUAUAUAUUGUUGUACAUUUAGGCUAUUUUAGUUUAUACUUAUAAUUGAGUUUAAAGUAUUUUUAAGCUUUAAUUUUAAUAAAAUAUAUACAAUU